This is a messenger RNA of Pomacea canaliculata, 5404 nucleotides long. Its product is annotated as transmembrane protein 65-like. NCBI's taxonomy places the organism in Eukaryota, Metazoa, Mollusca, Gastropoda, Architaenioglossa, Ampullariidae. Bases 554 to 1297 code for a protein of 247 amino acids. The transcript is spliced from 8 exons. Gene Ontology annotation, cellular component: mitochondrion. The record is from RefSeq and is a predicted model, not a curated record.
CCCUUUGCAAAAGAGAGGCUACUCGCACCGCGUACACUAGUCAUCUCGUCGAAGUGUCUGUGCAUUCGUGUUGCAUGUUCGCAGCAGACGACAGUAUCAUUACCCUUGGAGAUGAUCUUGAACAGUGGAUACUUUUCAGACUAAAAGGGGUUGAUCUCUGUGUUCUUGUGAAGUUUGAGUUAGAGAAGCAUACAAUAGCUGAGUAGUAGCAUUUGGUCCAAAAGCAUCAGAAGUGUUAAGUUUUUGUCCUCGAAGGCAGGUUCGUGGGCGGCCUUUGACGUGCAGUAAAAACGAGAUGAUGAAACAGCGCGGAAUUCGUAACUGGACAGCCAACAUAUGACGAUAAGUUUUAACUGUGGACAUGCAUAAUUCACCAAUCCUGUAAUGAGUUGUUCUGGAAUCGGAAGUCGUCUGACCAAUCCUUUGGCUCUAAAGUAAUCUUUAUAUGUGGAUAUUCACUUUUUUGUGGUGUGAACGUGCCGUAUUGAUAUUAGUGAGUUGUAAAGUUCGUCUUAAUACUAAGAAAGUAAAAUAAACUUUCACACACAGAAAAAUGGCAUUUUCAUCGAGAUGGAUUUGCAGUCAGUGUUUGAGAACCAAAAUUGGAUUCUAUCCGCUACCUCAUGUAAAAAAACCGCGCCAGUUUCAUGUGGCAGCGUCAAACUUGGCACAGAAACACACCUGGAUGCCACAUGAUCAGGUCCCAAACAAGUAUGUGACAAUGUACCGUGAUAUUCAUGGGCCAUCACUGCAUGAUGAUGAGGCAGCUCGUGAAUUUGUCUUCGCUCUCAACAGCAAAGAGCGAGAACAUUUGCUAGCACAGCUUCAGACAUUUGCCAUUGCACAGAGUACUGACUCUACAGGAUCACCUACCUCUGAGCAGCUUAGACUAGUGGCCUUGCAUCAGGCAUUGCCUUUCAUUGGAUUUGGCUUUCUUGAUAAUCUCAUCAUGAUCAUUGCUGGAGAAUACAUUGAUGCUAAACUAGGUGCUGUUCUUGGAAUUUCAACCAUGGCAGCUGCAGGCCUUGGAAACUUGAUAUCAGAUGUGGCUGGAGUAGGAUCUGCACAUUAUAUAGAGAGGUUUGUAGGUUGGUUUGGUGUUAAAACCCCACAUCUGACUCCACAACAAGUUGACCUGAAGUGGACUCGCUGGGCAUCCAGCCUGGGAAAGAUGAUUGGGGUUACCAUUGGUUGUCUACUGGGGAUGUUUCCUCUUCUCUUUUUCAAUAACAAUGAGAAAGAAGACCUUAGUACACCAGAAGCAUCAGUGCAAGAAGAUACAAAUCCUCGUAUAUAGAUAGAUCUGAUAGAUCUUGCAGUACAGUACUUGAGAAUGUCCUGGAAAUUUAGUCCACAAGUAAUAUAUUUUAAUGCUCUACCAUUCAGAAAUUUGCUGUUAAAUACGAGUUUUUGUUGCCUCUGUUUUUAUAAUAAGAUUUCCUACAACACUUUAACAUGCAGUGUCUUGUAGCAAUUGGUACCAGAAUUGUGAUGACAGAUUAUGAUUCUGUUUACUUUAAUGUACCUUCUAACAGUCUAGUUUUAUUUCUGGAAAAGCAUUAAGUAUUUUUUUCAGAAUGUGCAUGUAUACAUACAUGAAUGAAUUCUUUUUAUAUAACUUUUACAUUUGCAUGUAUAUAUGCGCGCACGCACACACACAUUUGCGAGUAAUAUUAAAAACAAAUUGAUUUCAUUUAGCUUUAUAUGGGGCAUAAUGAUUGAAGUGUAAGUGUUUAAAUAACAUUAAGGUAGGAAGAAACUACAACUAUUCAGCAGAACAGAAAAAUGAUAAAGGAUAAAUAUUAUUGCCGCAAAACAAAAUUUUAACAUCAUAAUGUGCUACAUGAGCAUGAUGUUCACCUCAAAAUCCAUGUGAUGUCUAUAAACCAAUCUAAGGGUUUGAUUUGGCAAUGCAUUGAUUUUUUAUUGAGAAUGACAAACUGCCAUUGUAGUGCUAAUGUUUCUUAUAAAACAUUGUAAUGUUGUCAGUGAUAAGUUACUUCGAUAACCAUAGCCUUUUUUUUGUCUGCUAGGUACUUCAUGUGUAUAUUUGGACAAUAAGAUUUAACAUUAUUAAUUACUUAGAAAUGAAUGAUUUACCCUUGAUCAUAAAAACUACAUGUGUGUGUGUAAGAGUUAGUGUGUGGCUGUUUUAAUUAUGAUGUAGAUCUAUUUCUGUAAAAAUAAGUUUUUAGAACACAGUGUACUGUAAAUUACAAAGGGGGUCUCUUUUGAAGCAUUUAAUUUAUUGUUUUCAGAAAAACUCUUUAGUGUUAGGAAUGAGAAUGUAAAAUUCUGAGGUUUUUUUGUUUUUUCUAUUUUCUCAAUUUUUACGUGAUAGUGGGUGCUAUAAAUGUGAUAAAAUGAGUAGUGUAAGUUAAAAUACCUAAAGUUUUGUUACAAUGGUUUAUGUCAUGAUUAUGCUCGGAUUUGUAAUCAUUUAUAAUGUUUGUAUUAUUUUUGUAUGUUGUCAGUAAACUAUUAUUUAUUUUUACACAGUAUUUGAGAUUUUCAUAUAAAGAUCGUUUAUAGCAAAGUGCUCUCAUAUGCAAGAAAAAGUUUUGGAAUUAACUUUAUUACAACCUCGGUUUAAAUUAAAAUAAAAAAACCUUUAAAAUACUUUUUUCAAAUGGCUGGGUGUUCAGUUUGUUGACGGAAGCUACCUCCCAAAAUCUGAUCAGCAACUCUUUUCUGUUCUUGAUAUACAAGGUUUCAAAAUUUUGAUAUUACUACUUGUGCAUUGAAACAAGUCAGAACCAAUGCAGAUGCUGUUGUGGGUGUAAAGCCUGAAAGCAUUUGCAUCUUGUAAAUGAAAAUACAGGGGUGGUAUGGAGAACAUGAUUAGUUUUCUCCUAUUUUGAAUAUUAGUAAAAUGUAAUCGACCAAUCAUAUCAGAAGCAUUUUUAGGUUGAUGUUUAAAGCAUGAUUGAGACAAUGCAUUUUAUUUAUUUGUAAAGCUUUAAAGCUUAAUUAUGUUUUUGAUUGAUGCAUUGUAAUUAUAAAGGAAUUUUUAGAUGAUAAUUAUGAUUUGAUCUUUGGCUAUAUUGCGAUUAUGUUAUUGUAUCUAAUUUCAAGCAUACUUUAUAAUAAUCAUAUUUACUCUCUCUCUAUCUAUUGAUAUUUGCAUCUAGUGAUACACCUUUUGACACUUGAGGUGAUGGAAAAUGGCUGUGAAAGCAAUCAUAAACCGAGUUACUGUGUACCUGACCAGACCUCCGCACAUCAUUUUGUAACCUUAUUGCUUAUCCUGGAUUAAACAGCCCUUAUAUAGUUGGUAUAUCUUUUGAUUUCUUUUCACCCUUUCUGCUAAUAGUACAGGUAACAGUUCCAUACAUCAAUUAAAUAUGGAAAUAGUUGAUAUUUUACCUGUGAUAUUGUAGUGUGGUCUGUUGUCACAGUUGGGAUCACCCAGACAGUAUCUUUAUCAAUUCCAUUCAGUUUACAUUGCUUGUAUGUUUUUAAGGGCUUGUAUUCAUGGCCAUGAGCAACUUACCCAAGAAUAAAUUUUCCUGAACCUGGAUAGGGAACUAGUUGAUUAAGUUAACCUGAUUCCUGAGCCAAGGGUGAAGCAGGAAAUCUAGCACUAAAAUGAACACUAUUUUUUUUUAAUCAGAAAAGCAAGAAAGAAGCUGCAGACAGUAAAAUUUAUUCAUCCUAACCAAAUGAUGUUUAAUAAUGACCAAAAUAUUUAUUUUCACUUGGAAACAAAAUGACCAGUGGGGAGAUCGGGAUCCCCCUAGAGGCCAUAAUGUCUAUUGCAAUAUUUAGUUUUGUUCAUUAUGUAUGGUGUCGACUACUUUCAGACUUUGAAUUCAAUAAAAAUGGUAUGUACCAAACAGUUUUGUACAAUUACAUUUAUUCAGUUUAUUUGUAAGGCUGAGAAAAACUGUGUUCAUUUUUAUUGAACAAAAGAGAUCUAUAUUUACCCUACAUCAGAGAAAGUUAUCAGAAGAGGCCCUCUGAUAAACUUCUGGGUGGUAAAACAAUUUGGGUAGGCCUAACCUGAGUCCAUGAAUUUGAGGAUUUAGGUUUUAUUUACAGGUAGUUGAUGUACCCAGUCUGGGUAGGGAGACAGGUUGGUCAAACACGCUUCAUGAAUACAAGCCCAGAAUGAUGCAGUACCUCAGGUCUUUUACUUUUAAGUUUAAUGGUUUUGAUCUUCAUUCGGAAUUCCACUAUAACUUUGAUAGUUGAAUGUUUAUCAGCAAUGAUGUCAGAAUCAUUAGGAAAGAUGAAGCCUUUGUGUGUGGAUUUAUUCUUGGGUACAUGUGCCUGUAAUGGAUCUGUCAGUUUGCCUUAUGUUGGCACAUCUCAGUUUGAGAAGAGAGCAGUCCAGUUUUUUCAAUGUUUUAAACAUUUUGUAAAAUAAGUGUUAUCAACACAUUUUAUACCUCCUCCAGGUGCCUCAUAUUCCACUGGUAAAACUAAUUGUACAAUGCUUAAAUUACAUUUGAUAAAAAUACAUGUUUUCAUUACUUUGAGAUGCAUUUUUAAGUCAUCACUUCCUCUGUGUUUGCAGACUGUUUAUCCUAAUAUAUUAUUUCUGAUUUUUUAAUGAUGUAGUAAAGCUAUUUAAUUACUGUACAUGCACCUUUUAAAGUUCCUUAUUUAGUUUACUAGUACAAUGGGACUAUUUUUGGGAGCCGCUUCUCCACAUCAGUAAUUCUGUUGCUGUGCACAAGGUAUAUGCAAACUGCCUUCUUAGAUCUGUUAGAAGCUCAUAGAUGAUUGUUGAAUUGCUUCAUAUAUUUAGUGAAUGAUUGGCAGUGUCAGAUAAACUAUUAAAUCUCUAGUUGUCCUUUAGGAUCUCCACUUUUUAUUUUCACAGUGUGUUCUGAGUUGUCAAGACUUUGCUAAAUCACUGAUGUUGCACAAGCCCUUGUAGCAAGUAUGAAAUAAGUUAAAUUGGAAGUAAACUAGCUAAGGGUCAAAUAACAAUUUAUAGAAUAUAAAUACAAAAUUCAUAUUAUGCUACUUCGAGGGACGUGCAGAAAUUUAAUUUGACUUUUCAGUUGUGCAUUGUAUUCACCUGGAAAAGGAUAGAGAAUGCUAGAUAGCAAAUGCACAGGCUAAGGUGCCAGAAAAGAUUUUUAAGUUGUAUUUCUGUUUGCUGCUAAACAUUGAUAAUGUAUUCAUUUAUAGGCAGUGCAUGAUUUGCUUUACACUUGGUAUUUAAAUGGUGGAUUUUGUUGACGGUUGUUAGGAAGGUGUGUUUGGUUACACUUGGUGAGGAGCACCAUUAUGAAAGUGGUUUUUAAAAUGAUAAUGUUUAUUUCAGCAGUAUUGCAAUAGUUAGCAUGUGGUUAUGUCAUUUUGGACACAUUAAUUAGUUGCAAUGGAUGUGGGUAUUGAAUUUUUUGGUAUACUUUUUGAUGUAGUACUUGAUGUAAAACUAUCAUUUAAA